CUGGAGAGUCGCUUAUAAGCCAAAGAAGAUCUGCACAACGAAAGGAUCAGAUGUGUACAUUAGGUGUUUAUACGACCAUCCAGAAGAUGUCACUAUUCAAAAAGAAAUGUGGUUUUAUAGUCCUAAUGAAAAAAAGAAGACACGUGAUGAAAGAGAAACCACCGUGUAUCAUACAAAUGAGGAGAAAGUGUCUGUCAGUCACAAAGGCCGAGUUCAGUUUGGAAACAAAAUCAAGAUUUUCUCCGUGGAGAUCAGAAAUGUAAGAAAAGAGGACAGCGGCUUCUACAGGUUUAGAGCUGAGGGAUCUGGUGGACAACAUCAGACGACUGGAGUGCCAGGAGUGAACGUGACAAUCACAGAUGUCAGUGAAUGGGGAGUCACUUAUGAGACGAUGAGGAUCUGCGCAAUCGAAGGAUCAACUGUGACGAUUAACUGCACAUACAAAUAUCCAGAAUGUAUGACUGUGGAAAGAGAAAUGUGGUCAUAUGGGCCUGACGAAUACAAGACAGGUCCUGACGGAGAAACCCUCGUGUAUCACACAAAUGAGACUAAAGUGUCCAACAAUCACACAAACCGAGUUCAGUUCUUAGGAGACAAAAAUAAGAAGACCUGCUCAGUGAAGAUAAGUGACGUGAGAAGAGAGGACAGCGGCUACUACAAGUUUAGGUUUGAGGGGACAAAUAACUGGGGACAAGUGCCAGGAGUCCACGUGACAAUCACAGGUCUAAAGGUUGAAGCAACACCAGAGAAGGUCAAAGAAAAUGAAACUGUGACCCUGAGGUGUGAAAUGAACUGCCGUCUCCUCAACGAGGUCUUCUCCUGGUACAGAAAUGGAGAAAAAUUAAAUGAAUCUUCAGAGAAGCUUGAAGUUCUGGGAGCCCCCAAUACCAGUUACUCCUGUUGGGUUGGACACUUCAGGUCCCCAGAAUUUCUACUGAAUGUGGAGUAUGCCCCCAAGAAUGCCAUCAUCACAGGACUUCCCACCACUGGUACAGAAGAAGGGAAAUCGGUGACUUUAAACUGCACCGCCUUGGCAAACCCGCCCAGCAACUUCACCUGGGUGAAGGAGAACAGAACCCAUGUAGGAUCAGGAGAACAUCUGCACAUCAGUGAGGUUAGCAGGAGUCACGCUGGCUCUUAUCACUGUGAAGCCUCAAACAUUUAUGGGACAAUAAAAUCUGCAACUGUGCACCUGACGGUAAAUGCAUUUGGAAUUUAA
Polypterus senegalus (gray bichir) is the source of this 1219-nucleotide messenger RNA. RefSeq names its product B-cell receptor CD22-like. The coding region runs from base 107 to 1219 and encodes 370 amino acids. The record is from RefSeq and is a predicted model, not a curated record. NCBI's taxonomy places the organism in Eukaryota, Metazoa, Chordata, Cladistia, Polypteriformes, Polypteridae. The transcript is spliced from 5 exons.